Molecule: messenger RNA, 2781 nt
Organism: Onychostoma macrolepis
Lineage: Eukaryota; Metazoa; Chordata; Actinopteri; Cypriniformes; Cyprinidae
Product: serine/threonine-protein kinase SBK1
Exons: 5
Coding region: 605-1696 (363 amino acids)
Biological process (GO): peptidyl-threonine phosphorylation; peptidyl-serine phosphorylation
Molecular function (GO): ATP binding; protein serine/threonine kinase activity
Source: RefSeq, a predicted model, not a curated record
UCAAAUCAACUGCAAUUAAAUCUGAUAUUAUGUUUGUUGUAAACGAGGGCCUUUUGGUUAAUUACACUAAAUUUAUAUAUUACAUUAACAGCCCAAAUGAGACACAAAAAUAUUUUUGAUAAAGAUGGAAGGUACAAAAUGUGAGAGAAGAACCGAAAAGGCUGGGGGGGGGGUUUAAUAGCCAGUAAUAACAAAUUGCCUGUUAUACAAACCCUACAGAACACACUGUCAGCAAUGAACACCCUAACAUUCAAAAGGAGGGGUAAUGGCAAUGAGACCAUGUGAGUGGGCAUACUGUAGAAUUUGGAUAGACAGAGAGAGAGAGAGAGAGAGAGAGAGAGAGAGAGGGGAGAGUACAGAGACUAAUCUAUUGAACUGUAUAAAGCAGAGACUAUUGAACUUUAUAAAGCAGAGGACAGAUUCAGUAGUAAUCAGGAUAUGUACUCAGAAGCAAAAGAAUCUGUAACCUGUAAGCUGAUUUAUGACUGGUUGGCCUGCUGUUGCCCGUUUGACCUGCAGCUUUUAGUGCCCAGAGUUUAUGGACAGACUGACCAACAGAGAACUGCAUCUCUAAAUUCACUUUCAGCCUUCAACAACAGCAAACAUGACAACUGCCACAAGACUUCUGGAUGAGCUCUGUCACUUAACGGCUCAGUCUCUAGAAUUACUGGAGCCUUUAGAUCACUUCCAAGUUAUUAAACUUCUUGGAGAGGGUUCAUAUGGAAAAGUCAAAUUAGCAGUACACAAGAAGAGAGGAACCCCAAUGGCCCUUAAAUUCUUUCUGCGAGACGACACAUCUCUACUGUCAUUUCUGAGGGAAUAUAACCUGUCUUUGGCCUUCUGCACCCACCCCUCACUUACAUCAGCUUUAGGCAUCGCAUUCUCCACUCCUACUCACUAUGUGUUCGCCCAGCAACCUUGCCUUUAUGGUGACCUCUAUGAUGUCAUCGUUCCUGAGUCUGUCCCAAUGCAGUACACUUACAUGGAUGUUUCUACUGAUCCUGAAGACCUUGAUCAGCUUGUUCAGGUUGGUCUGGUAGAGAGCCGUGCCCAGGUAGUGGCUUCCCAGAUCAGUGGUGCCCUCUCUCACCUCCAUUCCCUUGGCUUUGUCCAUCGUGACGUCAAGCCGGAAAACAUCUUCCUAUGUGACCGUGAGUGUCGUUGGGUCAAACUUGGUGAUUUUGGCAUGGUGAAGGCUAAAGGCACCAGGGUACCAUGUGUGUGGUACAGCUCCCCUUACUGCACGCCUGAGACGGAGACGGCAAAGAAGAAAGAAGAGAACCAUUCGAGCCACUUGGGGGUGGACAACAAUGGGAACAAGCAAAAAGGGGACUUUGGAAAGACUCACAGGAUGUUGGUGUCUGUGGAUCCCAGUACAGACAGCUGGGCAUUAGGCAUUCUAAUCUACGCCAUGCUCAUGGGAAGCCUUCCAUGGUCUGAGACCGUUUCAGACAACACUGCAUAUAAAACCUAUCUACAAUGGACCAAUUGGGAAGAUUCAGCAUCACAAGAGGGAGGGUCAAAUCAGCCUGAAAUCUUCCACCACAUGGCUCCACAGUUUGCGGCGUUCACUCCUCUUGCGGCUUGUCUUCUUAGGUCCCUGCUCCACCCACAGUUCAGGCUUCGUGGCAGGCCAGAUGAGGUGGAAAGAUAUCUGGGAGGAGCCUGGCUAUUGGACAAGGAUGUCAGUGGGUGAUGCAUCACAGGAAGUGCAGGACCAAGAUCAGUGGUUUGUUGUCAUCUUGUCACUCACUCCAUGGUGGGAACAGUGGUCAUCACCUUUUAGAAGUAGUUCUGAUGGUAGUUUUAAUCAUAAGCCUGCUGUGUAUCCUAUACACAUUAUUAGUUGAGUUUGUUUUCCCAACUGACCACUAUAGAUCUUAGCUGUAAACACUAAGGGCCAGAUUUACCAAACAGGGCAAAUUAACGUGAGAGCGCAAUCCCAUAAAAGUGCAGAUUGGAGCGGAAGGUUCUGCGGUUGAUCUACUGACAAUGCCAUUUGUCUUAGUAGAUCUACAAUCUACCAAGAGCAGUGCAAAUUAGUGUCUGGAUGAAGACAUGCUUUUUGGGCAUUAAAUUAUGGCACAAAUACCAGUUCUUGACUAGCACCAACCUUAGUAAAUGGUGUUGGGGUAUUCUGGUGUCAGAAUACCUCAGAAGAGUUGUUAAGGGUUAUAAAGUAUAAUUAAAAAGGGGUACAAAGUGUGUUUCUGAAAAUUUCAUCCACAGUCCAGCAACAUUACUACACUCCAAAACAAUGUGCGUACUACAAAGAUCAGUGUAACGCUAUAUCAUGAAAUCUGUACCAAGAAUAUUACAGUGACAGCUAAGGAUCUGCAUCUUAAUAAUAUCUGUAUUUAUAAGUCUAAAAAAUAUUGCUGCCAUCUCCACUUUCCAAAAUCCAAAUGGACUUCUUGGAAGAAAAAAAAAGAAAGUAAGGCGAGACUUGAUUUUGUUCAUCUGGAAUUGGUUGGAUGGUUGUUUGCUAAUUGCUGCAAUCUUCAAGUAAGUGACAGGUUGUUGGAUGGGAUAGAUUACUGCCUUAGUGCUGGUGCACAAAUCAGAGAAAAAUUUUGUUGUGAGAGCAAGUUGUUGUUUUUGAUUAAAGAUUACAAGGGCACAUUUAUAAUAAAUGUUACAAUAUUUUAUGUGGACCUCCCACAUGCAUAAUAAAACAGGAUUUCCCAUCUGGGGGAUCUUGAUCCCCUAGGUGUCCAUGGUGGAAGUGCAGGAAACUUGUGAUAGAAAUUAUAGAAAUGUUAAUAAAGGAUUCAAAAUUUU